Rosa rugosa (rugosa rose) is the source of this 2218-nucleotide messenger RNA. RefSeq lists its product as uncharacterized. Gene Ontology annotation, biological process: FAD biosynthetic process. The coding region runs from base 302 to 1837 and encodes 511 amino acids. The transcript has 17 exons. Gene Ontology annotation, molecular function: FMN adenylyltransferase activity. NCBI's taxonomy places the organism in Eukaryota, Viridiplantae, Streptophyta, Magnoliopsida, Rosales, Rosaceae. The record is from RefSeq and is a predicted model, not a curated record.
AAUAUAAUUCAGACCAAAACGGCCAAAACCCACUUUCAUAUUUUGCGAGAUAAACAAUCUGUGGCAUCCAUCACACACGUAAAUACUCCCAAAACCCAGAAUUGUUUGGAUUCAAAAUUCAAUACAAUAGUGUGUGUCAUGGAGUUUGAGCGUUAUAACUAGCUCAACCUCACCCUCCAAGAUUUCCCAUUUCUUUCCAGACUACUAUUCUCAGGUACAAUUCCUUGAUUGCUAAGCAAAAAAGGAGCCAAAUUUGCUGGAUUUCCUAAAACCCUUUUGCUAAAUUUAGCUAAAGGGGAAGAUGGAGAUUGACAAAGCAAUCAGGGAGUGUGAUGAUCGAAGGCUUAAGACCAAGUACAACAACGCUAUCUAUGUUAUCCAGAGAGCUCUUGCGCUCUACUCAAUUGAAGAGGUCGCGUUCAGCUUCAAUGGGGGAAAGGAUUCAACUGUUUUGCUGCAUCUACUUAGGGCUGGCUACUUUUUGCAUAAAGGGGAACAGAGCUGUAUAAAUGGGGGUGUAAAAGAUUUUCCAAUGCGAACAAUAUAUUUCGAGUGCCCAUCUGCUUUCCCUGAAAUCAACUCGUUUACUUAUGAUGCAGCCAAUACGUAUGGUUUGCAACUGGAUAUCAUACGCUCAGAUUUCAAGUCUGGUUUGGAGGCUUUACUAAAGGCCAAACCAAUCAGAGCAAUUUUUCUCGGUGUCCGAAUGGGUGAUCCUACUGCGGUAGGGCAAGAACAGUUCUCUCCUAGUUCACCUGGAUGGCCACCUUUCAUGAGGGUAAACCCUAUCUUGGAUUGGUCAUACAGAGAUGUGUGGGCCUUUCUCUUAACUUCCAAGGUUCAGUACUGCAGUCUUUAUGACCAAGGUUAUACUUCAAUUGGAAGCAUAUACGACACAGUUCCAAAUUCAUUAUUGAGCAUGAACAAUUCCUCCAGCAGCAAAGAAGUAUUUAGACCCGCUUAUUUGCUCUCUGAUGGAAGGUUAGAGAGAGCGGGGAGAGUUAAAAAACUUCCUCCUUCAGUUGGUGUAAAGAAGCCUGUUGUUGCCAAUGGCCUUAACAGCAUGGACUUACCCAAGAGUAGCUUACUCAUGGCGUCAGCCAUAGCUGCAGGGGAUGAGAUUCUGCUUGGCACUGCUGAGGAUCAAUUAGGGCAUUCACUGUGUAGAAAGCUCCAUUCCAUUGGUUGGUCAGUAUCACAAACAACCGUUGUACGAAAUGAUAUAGAUUCUGUGGCUGAAGAAGUUGAGCGACGACAAUCAACUAAUGAUAUGGUAUUUAUAUAUGGAGGGGUAGGCCCACUCCAUUCAGAUGUUACUUUGGCAGGUGUUGCAAAGGCUUUUGGGGUUCGUCUGGCUCCUGAUGAAGAAUUUGAAGAAUAUCUGAGGCAUCUUAUAGGUGAUCAAUGCACUGGUGACCGGAAUGAGAUGGCUCUGUUGCCCGAGGGUAUUACUGAAUUGUUGCAUCAUGAAAAGUUGAUUGUCCCUUUGAUCAAGUGUAAAAAUGUAAUAAUUCUUACAGCAACAAACGUCCUGGAGCUAGACGAUGAGUGGAACUGUCUAAUUGAACUAAUGAGGUCCAGUGGCGAGUUAGUAAUGACACAACCAUUUGUAUCCAAGUGCUUGACAACAACUCUUGCAGAUUUAGAAGUUGCUCAACCUGUUUCAAAACUUUGCCUUGAAUUUCCUGACAUCUACAUUGGAUGCUAUCGAAAAUCAAGACGCGAGCCUCUUAGAAUUUACUUGGAGGGCAAGGACCAAGAUCGAAUUGAAUCAGCCAAAGAAGCAUUGUGCAAGAAGUUCCAUCCAGGGGCAUUCUCUGAAAUCAAUUUGAGUUGAUGGUGGUGAUUCUUCAAGUAUUGUCGUCUGAUGCUUCUGAAUGCCCGAGUUACUGGCCUGUUUAUAUGCCGAUGAUUGACGGAACAAGAAGAAUCCUCUCCGUGUAUUUGGGUGGAACAAGGAGAUCAUUGCAAUUGGAAGGGAAGAGAAAGAUCAAGAGAAAAACACAGUACAAGACUAUGGACGCUGAUAACUGGGCAAAAGCCCCUAUAAAUUGAGGAAAAUGUUGACAAUCUUGUUAUUGUGAACAAAAUAGUCCUUUAGAAACUGACUUUCUAUUAGUCGAAAUCUCGGUGUUCUCUGAAACUACAAUGCUACUGAAGGUGAACAACUGGAUGCUUUUUUCUACUCUUGAUAAAUUUGUCAUCUCUAUCUAUUCAA